AUUACUGUCGGAUAUUCAAGGCUAAUAAUGUAAAAGGGUAUACAGAUCCUGCAAAGCCAAUUUUUGGUCUUCUUAAAAUUGGUUUCUAUUACCAAAUACCAAACAUAACUGCUGCAGAAGAAACAUCGCUAGGAAUAGCUUCAAUUACAGUUCAGUUAUCUGCCCGAGGCUUUAAUCCAUUAUUAUAUCCUAAUCAGAAUAAAGAUAAUAUAGAUGAAGCAAUCAAAUCACAUUUGAUGCUUCAACGUAAUUUCAUUCCAGCAAUGGCUGGUUACUGUGGUUUGGAGACCAGUUAUAAUGAGGCACCAUUUCUCGAAAGCGAAGUCAGCCAAUUCCCGCUGAACAAGAAUCCUUAUAAUAUGCCUGUUGGUACAACUGGUUAUUUUUCCGUGGCUGCGCAAAGCUUUAUCCAAGAACAAACGGUUGAACAGAG
Messenger RNA from Racocetra fulgida, 433 nucleotides. The record is from the annotation of a GenBank genome assembly. Lineage: Eukaryota; Fungi; Glomeromycota; Glomeromycetes; Diversisporales; Gigasporaceae.